Molecule: messenger RNA, 1133 nt
Organism: Molossus molossus (Pallas's mastiff bat)
Lineage: Eukaryota; Metazoa; Chordata; Mammalia; Chiroptera; Molossidae
Gene: RCAN2
Product: regulator of calcineurin 2
Exons: 6
Coding region: 55-894 (279 amino acids)
Biological process (GO): calcium-mediated signaling
Cellular component (GO): nucleus; cytoplasm
Molecular function (GO): nucleic acid binding; calcium-dependent protein serine/threonine phosphatase regulator activity
Source: RefSeq, a predicted model, not a curated record
GCUGAGCUUUCACAGUGGGAGUUGAGGACGGCUGGAUGGGAACCGGGUAUCAUUAUGACUUUUUAUAUAGAGGAUGGUAAAUUCAAAUCAAUCAAGGGCAGUUCAAACAAAAUUGUAUUUGCUCAAGAGCAAAGUCUCAGCCUGGACAAGACAAGUGAAGGAAUGAGGGGAGAAUCUUACUUCAUUGGAAUGAGGAGCCCGGGGCCGCAGGGGCACAUCCUGGAAGACGGAGGACUUUUCUUCCUCUGCUGUGUGGACAGAGACUGGGCUGUGACCCAGUGCUUCUCGGAAGAAGCCUUUCAAGCGAUCACCGACUUCAACGACCUCCCCAACUCCUUGUUCGCGUGCAACGUUCACCAGUCAGUGUUUGAAGGAGAAGAGAGCAAGGAAAAAUUUGAGGGUCUGUUCCGGACUUACGAUGACUGCGUGACGUUCCAGCUAUUUAAGAGUUUCAGACGUGUCCGAAUAAACUUCAGCAAUCCCAAAUCUGCAGCCCGAGCCAGGAUAGAGCUUCAUGAAACCCAGUUCAGAGGGAAAAAAUUAAAACUCUACUUUGCACAGGUUCAGACUCCAGAGACAGACGGAGACAAACUGCAUUUGGCUCCACCACAGCCCGCCAAACAGUUUCUCAUCUCACCCCCUGCAUCUCCUCCCGUUGGCUGGCAGCCCAUCAGUGAUGCCACGCAGGUCCUCAACUACGACCUCCUCUAUGCCGUGGCCAAACUAGGCCCAGGAGAGAAGUAUGAGCUCCACGCGGGCACUGAGUCCACCCCUAGUGUCGUCGUGCACGUGUGUGACAGCGACACCGAGGAAGAGGAAGAUCCAAAGACGUCCCCAAAGCCCAAGAUCAUCCAAACCCGGCGUCCCGGCCCGCCGCCCUCCGUGUCCAACUGAGCUCUCCGCUCCGCCUCGUCGACAAUACGUCUCCUCUUUAUCACGCCUCCUUUUCCCCCUGAUGUUUGUUGGGAAAAAAAAAAUGCCUUUAAAUCACUGGGUGUUUUGGUUGUUUGAGAUUCCUUCCUUGUAAUCAAGCCUCUCAGACAAAAGGGCUAGGAAAGGUGAUAUGUAUCCUGAUCAUAUCAUACCAUCAAUUUAAUCCAUUAUUUAGAAGGUUCUAGACAAAAAAAAAAAAA